AAUCCUGACGUGCUUCACUGACCUGCUUGUUUUUUAUUUCCUGAUUAAAACCUUUUCUUUUCACUAAAGUUUACGUGAGAAGAGGGGAGCUAAGAAAAGGAAAAGGAAAAAACAAGAAAAUGGAGAUAGAAGGCUCUGUGAUGUGAGGGAAAAUUACGUAGGACAUACGCGAAAUCCCUAGAUUUCUCUCAGCUGCGUGUGUUGAGUUAAACAGUGGUGCGCGAGGACUCUUGAGCUCCGUCGUUUAACCUGCCAGUGUGCAAGCUUGCUUCUUGCUUGUCGCUGAUUAUUUUCUUGUCUUUUGUUUCUAUUUUCCUAGUGCUAUCCUAAUUUCUGGCGAUUUCUUGGAAAUUUUACUGCUUCCUUUCUCAGAUGUGGAUCUUCAAUUUCUCUGCUUUAUUUGCCAAAUCCUAGCCAUAGUUUGGAUUUUUAACGCCAUCCCAACUAUUUUCUAUUUUUAUUGCGCUUUACCAUUACUUCCUCCAAAAUUCUUUUCCGUGUUCCCUCAUUUAUUCCCCGCCAUUCCAAGACACUACCACCCUACGCUGUAUAAUUUAUGCUUCUCUGUUCGUCUUCACAAAUUUCAGUUUUGAGCAGCACGGGGUUUUGGGGUUUUUGCAGCUCCUAGCUCACUUCGCCGAUUGUAAGAUUUGCCUGUGCAGCAGAAAAGCUGCAGUCUUUGGUCCAAGAUUUCGCUGGAGCAAGCUGUUGAUUUGUAGCUCUGCUUCUCCUUCCAUUCACUUACUCGGAGUGGAAUGAUGGAGGUGAGGCCGUCUUCGGAGCAAGGAGUGCUGGCGGGAAGGGAGCCGUUCGGGCUGCCGAAAAGCCCGUCGGCACCGCCGUCCUCCGGCGCCAUGCAGAGCGUGCGCAUGGCAUACACGACGGACGGCACCCCCGUCUUCACUCCGGUGAGCUCCGCGCCGCCGCCGGCGGCGACGUACCAACCUGUGGGCGGCAGUGGCGCGCCGCGUCCCAACGUGGCUGCCGCAGGAGGCAAUGGUGGCGCACCGGUGCUCCCGGGGGGAGCAGGGGAGCCGCUGGCCAAGAAGAAGCGCGGCCGGCCGAGAAAGUACGGCCCUGACGGCUCCAUGUCGCUGGCAUUGGUGCCUGCGUCCACGGCCGCGGCGCUAGCACCGGCGGCUCCCGGCGCUUCCGGGCCUUUCUCGCCUGAAUGCGCGAAGGCACCGAACACUGCGCCGUCAACGUCGCCGGACGGCGCGAAGAAGAGGGGACGGCCUAAGGGCUCCACCAACAAGAAGCGCGUUCCUUCUCUUGGCUCAGCAGGGGCUGGAUUUACACCUCAUGUUAUUUUUGUUAAAGCUGGAGAGGACGUAUCAGCAAAGAUCAUGUCAUUCUCUCAGCAUGGAAAGCGUGCGGUUUGCAUUCUUUCAGCAAAUGGCGCCAUAUCAAAUGUGACACUUCGGCAAGCUGCUACUUCAGGUGGAACGGUGACAUACGAGGGCCGAUUCGAGAUACUGUCACUGUCUGGGUCGUUUCUCCUGUCAGAGAAUGGCGGCCAUCGUAGUCGAACUGGUGGGCUCAGUGUUUCGUUAGCAGGUCCUGAUGGCCGUGUCCUGGGCGGUGGAGUUGCCGGACUCCUGACAGCUGCUUCACCAGUGCAGAUUGUAGUGGGGAGCUUCAACGCCGAUGGAAAGGAGCCAAAGGAGCAGCAGCAGCUUCUUGCUCCGUCAGACCCUUCAUCAGCGCCACCAAAGAUGGCACUGAUGGGCGGGGCGGCGGGGCCGAGCAGCCCGCCGUCCAGAGGCACAAUGAGCCUGAGUGAAUCAUCCGGCGGCACCGGGAGCCCGCCGCACCCAGGGGCCACCACCGGCGGCAACCAUGGCCACCAGUCAGGGGGCUUCUCCGGCCUGUCAUGGAAAUGAGCCCCCUGCGUCAGUGACAAGACUCCGUUUGACCGCCGUAGAACUGGCAGAAAGAAGGGAUGUCACAGCUGCUCUUGUGUAGUGUGAUCAGUGUUCAUUAGUUACGGGAUGAUCGUCUAUCUACAUCUAGCGCCUAGGUGAAUAUUGAGUGUGAUGUGUGAAGCUUUUAUUGUUCAGGGAGAAGAAAGCUUGUAGGUGGUGUCAAUGUCAGUCAAACUCUCUAGCUCUGGUGUAGGUGUUGAACUGUUAAUCACGGAUUACUAGGUGGCUGUUAAUCUGUGCUCCUAUGCAGCAUGUUGGAAGUUCAUUGUCUCUAUAUUUGUUGGGUUUCACCUGGUGCGUGCAGUUUCUUCGCUUUUGGUAUUCCCCAAUCCAGUUGGGUAUGAUUGUAUGAACCUCUGAGGUUUAGGACCUGUUUGUAACACGGGAAUUGAACUGUUGUUGAUGAAAUUCAUGAGAUUCAAAUA
This is a messenger RNA of Phragmites australis (common reed), 2350 nucleotides long. RefSeq names its product AT-hook motif nuclear-localized protein 10-like. NCBI's taxonomy places the organism in Eukaryota, Viridiplantae, Streptophyta, Magnoliopsida, Poales, Poaceae. The transcript has 5 exons. Gene Ontology annotation, molecular function: minor groove of adenine-thymine-rich DNA binding. Bases 756 to 1883 code for a protein of 375 amino acids. The record is from RefSeq and is a predicted model, not a curated record.